Messenger RNA from Dromiciops gliroides (monito del monte), 945 nucleotides. RefSeq names its product olfactory receptor 13D1-like. Lineage: Eukaryota; Metazoa; Chordata; Mammalia; Microbiotheria; Microbiotheriidae. Bases 4 to 945 code for a protein of 313 amino acids. Gene Ontology annotation, molecular function: olfactory receptor activity; G protein-coupled receptor activity. Gene Ontology annotation, biological process: G protein-coupled receptor signaling pathway. The record is from RefSeq and is a predicted model, not a curated record. The transcript has a single exon. Gene Ontology annotation, cellular component: membrane.
GACAUGGAAAAGGGAAAUUUCACAGCAGUUACAGAAUUUUUUCUGGUUGGGCUUUCUCAUUACCCAGGCCUCCAGUUAUCACUUUAUGUGCUCUGCCUGGUGAUGUACUUGGUGAUCCUGUUGGGAAACAGCAUUCUCAUUAUCAUCAGCAUCCUAGAUCCCCGCCUUCACACCCCUAUGUAUUUUUUCCUUGGGAAUCUCUCCUUCCUGGAUAUCUGCUACACCUCCUCCUCUAUCCCUCAAAUGCUGAUAAAUUUUAUGUCUGAAAGAAAAUCCAUUUCCUUCAUUGGAUGUGCCCUGCAGAUGGUUAUUUCUCUUGGAUUGGGAUGUACAGAGUGCAUUCUCCUUGCAGUGAUGGCCUAUGACAGGUAUGUUGCCAUCUGUAAUCCCCUCAGAUACACCAUCAUCAUGAACAAGGGACUCUGUGUUCAGAUGGCUGCUUGGACCUGGAUUAUAGGGUGUCUGAACUCUUUGGCACAAACUGUGCUUGCUAUGAUGAUGCCUUUCUGUGGGAACAUAAUAGAUCACCUUACCUGUGAAAUCCUGGCCCUUCUCAAGCUUAUCUGUGGAGACAUCUCCAUUAAUGUAUUUAUCAUUACAGUGGGAAGUAUUGUUUUCUUAGUAAUUCCUCUGCUACUCAUUUUAUUCUCCUAUAUCUUCAUCCUUUCCACCAUCCUGAGGAUCAACUCUAGUGAGGGGAGGAAGAAAGCCUUUUCCACCUGCUCAGCCCACCUGACAGUGGUGAUCUUAUUUUAUGGCUCGGCUCUUUUCAUGUACAUGAAGCCCAAAUCCAAGGACACUAAGACUUCUGAUGAGCUCAUAGGACUGUCCUAUGGGAUAGUGACUCCAAUGCUCAAUCCCAUUAUCUACAGCCUGAGGAACAAAGAGGUGAAAGGAGCUAUCGAAAAGGUCCUAAUCAGAAACUUGUAUUUGAAAAGAAUGUGA